This is a messenger RNA of Nerophis lumbriciformis (worm pipefish), 1023 nucleotides long. The record is from RefSeq and is a predicted model, not a curated record. NCBI's taxonomy places the organism in Eukaryota, Metazoa, Chordata, Actinopteri, Syngnathiformes, Syngnathidae.
AUGGCGACGUGGUGCAGUCGUCUUCUUCAACAAGGAGCUCGUCUGGCUCGUCGCCGUGGAGCAGCUGAAAGCUCCAUUCAUUCCGUAACUUGUGCCAGAACUUUACAAACCCCAACAUGGAUUGACGAGCAUCUCACAGAUGAACACCAAAAGUAUAUUAGGAGGGAAAUAGCCGAGGAAUACAGACAACAGACCGCGGACAAGCUCUACCCGCUAAAAGAUGAACCGUGGGAGCGACAUGAGUGGACAGAAGGGAGUCGAAGAGUUGGUCUGGUGGCUGUGAAGUUGGGAAUGGCUCCUCUGUGGACAAAAACUGGAGAAAGACAUGCUGUCACUUUGUUGCAGGUUCAAGACUGCCAUGUGAUAAAGCACAUUUCCAAAGAAGAUUUUGACGGACGCACUGCUGCGCUUGUUGUCGGAGGAAAAAACGUAUCACCAUUCCACAGAUCCGAACAGCGAAUGGAGAUGUUCAUGAAUGCGGGAGUACCUCCCAAGCAGAAAGUCACCAUCUUUAAAGUUUCAGACAACGCUCUCAUUAAACCUGGCACUCCUUUGUAUGCAGCGCAUUUCCGUCCAGGCCAAUAUGUGGAUGUCACAGCCAAAUCUAUUGGGAAAGGCUUUCAGGGUGUGAUGAAGCGUUGGGGAUUCAAAGGUCAGCCAGCAAGCCACGGGCAAACAAAAACACAUCGCAGACCUGGAGCUUCUGGACCAGGAGGCGAUCCCGCCAGGGUUUUUAAAGGGAAAAAAAUGCCAGGACAGAUGGGCAACAUCUACGUCACAGCGUACGGACUCAAGAUAUGGAGAGUCAAUACCAAGCACAACGUGCUGUAUGUAAACGGCUCCGUCCCCGGCCACAGGAGCUGCUUACUGAAGGUGAGGGAUAGCACUCUCCCAACCCGGUUAUCCACCUUGAGCAGCCCCCCUUUCCCCACCUUCUUCGCCGAGGAAGAAGACAACCUUGCCGAAGACCUUUACGACGAGGACAUGUUCAUUCACACGGAAGAGUCAUUAUCGCUCACCUGA